Messenger RNA from Neomonachus schauinslandi (Hawaiian monk seal), 965 nucleotides. Its product is annotated as ubiquitin thioesterase OTUB1. Gene Ontology annotation, biological process: negative regulation of double-strand break repair; protein K48-linked deubiquitination. Gene Ontology annotation, cellular component: nucleus. The transcript has a single exon. The coding region runs from base 1 to 816 and encodes 271 amino acids. The record is from RefSeq and is a predicted model, not a curated record. NCBI's taxonomy places the organism in Eukaryota, Metazoa, Chordata, Mammalia, Carnivora, Phocidae. Gene Ontology annotation, molecular function: cysteine-type deubiquitinase activity; ubiquitin binding.
AUGGCGGCGGAGGAACCUCAGCAGCAGAAGCAGGAGCCGCUCGGCAGCGACUCCGAAGGUGUUAACUGUCUUGCUUAUGAUGAAGCCAUCAUGGCUCAGCAGGACCGAAUUCAGCAAGAGAUUGCUGUGCAGAACCCCCUGGUCUCGGAGCGCCUGGAGCUUUCGGUCCUGUACAAGGAGUAUGCUGAGGAUGACAACAUCUAUCAACAGAAGAUCAAGGACCUCCACAAAAAGUACUCAUACAUCCGCAAGACCAGGCCCGACGGAAACUGCUUCUACCGAGCUUUCGGAUUCUCGCACUUGGAGGCGCUGCUGGACGACAGCAAGGAAUUGCAGCGGUUUAAGGCCGUGUCUGCCAAGAGCAAAGAGGACCUGGUGUCCCAGGGCUUCACCGAGUUCACAAUCGAGGAUUUCCACAACACGUUCAUGGACCUGAUCGAGCAGGUGGAGAAGCAGACCUCCGUAGCCGACCUGCUGGCCUCCUUCAAUGACCAGAGCACCUCGGACUACCUGGUGGUGUACCUGCGGCUGCUCACGUCGGGCUACCUGCAGCGGGAGAGCAAGUUCUUCGAGCACUUCAUCGAGGGGGGGCGGACGGUCAAGGAGUUCUGUCAGCAGGAGGUGGAGCCCAUGUGCAAGGAGAGCGACCACAUCCACAUCAUCGCGCUGGCGCAGGCCCUGAGCGUCUCCAUCCAGGUGGAGUACAUGGACCGCGGCGAGGGCGGCACCACCAACCCGCACAUCUUUCCCGAGGGCUCCGAGCCCAAGGUGUACCUCCUGUACCGGCCCGGACACUACGACAUCCUCUACAAAUAGGGCUGGCCCCGCCCGCCGCUGCCCCGCCUGCCCUCCCCUCUGCCAGGCGCUAGAUAUGUACAGAGGUUUUUUGUGGUUGUAAAUGGUCAUAUUUCACCCCCCUCCCCGUCACGCAACCUUCCACAUUUUAUUAAAGGGGAUGCUGGUGG